GCGAAGAAGCAUCGAGCAGAGCCAGUGGUGUUGUCGGUAUUGAGAGAGAACCUCGGCAAUGCGCACAACUCGGUCACUCUCUUCCCAGCGCGCGGCGCCAUGAGCCACGACCGCCUUGUGUACUCGGGAGACCUGUCAGCCGAAGACUUCAGAGCUGUUAAACAGAUUCGCCCCCUAUUGCGCCUGGAGUAUCUCCGAGGUCAAAAUGCGGCGAACAUCAGGCACGGUUUGACGGGAGAGGUUCUUAUGAUGGUGGUGACAGAGGCGAGUGACGGCGAGUGGAACCAAAGGCCAGGAUUGAGUUUCAGGUGUGGGCCGGAGACCGAGGCUCGAGUGUACAGCAAUGGGCUGCCAGUAGGAAUCAACAUCUCCAGCAACUACCUCGCGAUCUCCCCACCCCCAGUCCAG
Messenger RNA from Closterium sp. NIES-65, 408 nucleotides. The record is from the annotation of a GenBank genome assembly. Lineage: Eukaryota; Viridiplantae; Streptophyta; Zygnematophyceae; Desmidiales; Closteriaceae.